ACAGCCCCUAUCUCUUUGCUUACAGAAACCAUGAAGGGCAGAAGAACAAGGUCUUCAAUGUUGGGUAGUAGCUAAGUGGACCGUCGUAGUCGCCGAUUUUCAAAAGUUAGAACGGGGUAGGUGAGCCACUGACGUCUGCACUAUGAGCCUGUAUCCACUUGAUCGAUUGUUAACCAACUUAAAUGCAUGGGGUUGGAAACUGUAAAUUACUUCCCACAAUGCAGGAAAACAACGCCAUCUUUCCAUUUACCUGCCAGUGCUAAGGCCGGCUGGAUUUUUCCAUCAGUUGUUUGAAUUCGGCUGACGGUGACUUCGUGGGGGCCACCUCUCUCUUCCACCCUCUGGGACUCGUGUGCACUUGGGAGAAUCUGGAGGGAGCUCUACCCUCCGGGAAGCCAGAGUUUUAAAAUCCGCAAGCCAGUCCCUUUUGCCUUGUUGAGGGAGAGACUCUGCACAAAUCCCCGGGAAAGCUCGGCGGUCGCCAGACCCCCGCGGGUAGUGCAGUUUCCCUAACCUUGACCCCCAAGUCAGCCGUUUCUAACCCCUUUCCAAAGCGUCGCUCGAGCCCGGGAGUGGUUUGAAAGAAAAAAAACGAAACCGCCCGUUUGAAGCUUCGGCUAAAGGGCACUCGCUCCCUGGGGGCUCAGGGGCAACUUCUCCAUCACCUCGUCCAGGGAUUUUAAACAAUCGCGGACCACCAGCCCCCUUUACGCUCUCGGUGCCCGACUCGCUCCCUGCCACUUCCCUCCACGAACGCCGGCAGGAGUGGGUGGCAGCACCGAGGCGAUUUGAUUCGCAUUUUCUUUUUUUCCUCCGGGUUUUGUCAUGGAAACGCUGACACAACCUCCAGACGGCGGCCGAGCCCGGCCGGGGACUGAGGGCUUUUGGGACCCUGCGGGAGCGCGGCGCGCUCUCCGCACUCCCCGGGAAACAGCUGGACGCGACCAAUUCCCGGGUAGGGGCGGGGGGAGCGCGACGCUCCGCCCCGGCGCUCCGGCCCCUCCCUCCUCCCGGCUCUCCGCGGGCGCCCUCCCCUCGCCGGGGGCUGCGAGUUGCAUUUGGUAAAACCCAGCCCGGAAUAUAUAGAUCAUUGGAGCGCAAUGAAGUAGCCUUUGGAGCGGAGGGAGGGGGCCCGUCCGACAGCCACAGCGGCCAGCGCAGCAGCGGCGGCGGCGGCGGCACCACCAGCGCUCGCACCCCAGCCGCCCGGCCCGCGAGGAGGCAGCGGCGGCCGCCGGCGGGAGCGGAGGCGGCGGCGGGGAGGCGAAGAGGAGCAGCGGGAGGAGCAGGAGCGCGCAGCCGGCGGGUCCACGCAUCUCGGCACUUCCAGAGCAACUCCGGCGCCUUCCGUACCCCUGCCCGGGGCUGGGGGCUCCGAGAGCGGCCGCGAAGCCCUCCCGAUCGUCCCCCUCCCGAGCCCUGCCCAGCCCUUGCCCUGCGCCUCCCGGGCUCCGCUCCGCGCGGCAGGGUCCCGGCUCCUGCGCCCCGGGCGCGCCUCCCGGACACCCCGGUCCCCGCAGCCAGGACAAAGCCAUGAAGCCGGCGCUGCUGGAAGUGAUGAGGAUGAACAGAAUUUGCCGGAUGGUGCUGGCCACUUGCUUGGGAUCCUUUAUCCUGGUCAUCUUCUAUUUCCAAAGUAUGUUGCACCCAGUCAUGCGGAGGAACCCCUUUGGUGUGGACAUCUGCUGCCGUAAGGGGUCUCGAAGCCCCCUGCAGGAGCUCUACAACCCAACCCAGCCCGUUCCGAGAAAAGCGCUUCAGAGCCUCCGCACCGAGGCGGCUCCCUGUCGUUUGUUACAAAGGCCCUGUGUCCGUGCUCAACACUCAGCCUCAUGGAGAUCACAUGCCCUCGUGCUCCAUUGGCAGCUGGAGCUCUCGAACACCGCCGUCCUGCACCAGAUGAGGCGGGACCAGGUCACAGACACCUGCCGGGCCAACAGCGCCGUGAGCCGCAAGCGGCGGGUGCUGACCCCCAACGACCUGAAGCACCUGGUGGUGGACGAGGACCACGAGCUCAUCUACUGCUACGUGCCCAAGGUGGCGUGCACCAACUGGAAGCGGCUCAUGAUGGUGCUGAGCGGCCGGGGCAAGUACAGCGACCCCAUGGAGAUCCCGGCCAACGAGGCUCACGUGGCGGCCAACCUCAAGACCCUGAACCAGUACAGCAUCCCCGAGAUCAACCACCGCUUGAAAAGCUACAUGAAGUUCCUGUUCGUGCGGGAGCCCUUCGAGCGGCUGGUGUCGGCCUACCGGAACAAGUUCACGCAGAAGUACAACACGUCCUUCCACAAGCGCUACGGCACCAAGAUCAUCCGGCGCCAGCGGAAGAACGCCACCCAGGAGGCGCUGCGCAGGGGCGACGACGUCCGGUUCGAGGAGUUCGUGGCCUAUCUCAUCGACCCGCACACGCAGCGCGAGGAGCCCUUCAACGAGCACUGGCAGACCGUGCACUCGCUGUGCCACCCGUGCCACAUCCGCUACGACCUCGUGGGCAAGUACGAGACGCUGGAGGAGGAUUCCAACUACGUGCUGCGGCUGGCGGGGGUGGGCAGCUACCUCAAGUUCCCCACCUACGCCAAGUCUACGAGAACUACUGACGAAAUGACCACGGAGUUCUUCCAGAACAUCAGCUCCGAGCACCAAACGCAGCUGUACGAAGUCUACAAACUCGAUUUUUUAAUGUUCAAUUACUCAGUGCCAAGCUACCUGAAAUUGGAAUAAAGGGGGUGGGAGAGGGAGAGAGUCGUGCUUUUUAAUUUAAGAUUUUUAUUUGUCAAAAGAAUUAUAUGGAUACUGGGUUAUUUUGUAAAUUAAUAUUUCUUUGGGAAUGAUGCUGCGAGCAGCAUGGUGAGAAUUAUUUAAAAUCCUUAGUAGGGAAGGACGGCUGUCUUUGCAGGGGGAUGGGAUGGGUGUCCUUGGUUUUAGACGGGAAUACUGCAACGCUGUCUCAAAGGUUUCCUUGUGCUCUGGUGAAUUCCAUGAAUUGUGCAUCCCGUAAAUUCUAAUUAAUAUUAUUUAUCGUUAUUUAAA
Molecule: messenger RNA, 3030 nt
Organism: Felis catus (domestic cat)
Lineage: Eukaryota; Metazoa; Chordata; Mammalia; Carnivora; Felidae
Gene: CHST11
Product: carbohydrate sulfotransferase 11
Exons: 4
Coding region: 1534-2721 (395 amino acids)
Biological process (GO): carbohydrate biosynthetic process; proteoglycan biosynthetic process
Cellular component (GO): membrane
Molecular function (GO): sulfotransferase activity
Source: RefSeq, a predicted model, not a curated record